Harpia harpyja (harpy eagle) is the source of this 3114-nucleotide messenger RNA. RefSeq names its product AMMECR1 like (gene AMMECR1L). Lineage: Eukaryota; Metazoa; Chordata; Aves; Accipitriformes; Accipitridae. Bases 345 to 1277 code for a protein of 310 amino acids. The transcript has 7 exons. The record is from RefSeq and is a predicted model, not a curated record.
UACCUCACGAGCAGGGAGGAGGCUGCCGGGAUAGCGGAGGACCUUCCCUCGGCCUCGCUCCAGUCCUCCAGCUCCCCUUGCUGCCCGGCGGCCCCGGGAAGCCCGGCUCCCGGCCCAGCCGCGGCGGGAACUGUCCCCCUCCCUCCCUCCCUCCCCCCGCCCGCCGGGCCCGCUUCUCUGAGGAGCCUCGCCCAGGCCCAUGGCUCCAUGAGGCGGGAGAAGGAGGAGGCGGCGGCGGGGCAGCGGCGGCGGCGGCUGGGCUGAGGCGGAGGAGAAGCCGCGUCCGGCCCGGGACGGGUGCAGGAGGGUUCUGCAGUGUUCCAGGCAGCGAGUUUUGAAGCAGGAUGGGAAAAAGACGCUGUGUUCCUCCACUUGAGCCCAAGCUGGCAGCUGGCUGUUGUGGGGUAAAGAAGCCCAAAUUGUCUGGGAGUGGAACGCACAGUCAUGGGAAUCAGGCCACAACUGUACCAGGCUCCAGUUCAGGUCCUCUUCAGAACCACCAGCAUACAGACGGGAAUAAUGGAAGGGAGAACGUAUCUGACUUGACUUUGGGCCCAGGAAAUUCCCCAAUUACUCGAAUGAAUCCCACUUCAGGAGCUCUGAGCCCACUUACUCGGCCCAAUGGAACUGCCAACAGCACCAAGAACCUGGUGGUGACAGCGGAGAUGUGCUGCUACUGCUUUGAUGUACUCUACUGUCAUCUCUAUGGUUUCCCUCAGCCACGACUUCCUCGAUUUACCAAUGACCCCUAUCCACUCUUUGUGACGUGGAAGACGGGGCGAGACAAGCGGCUUCGUGGCUGCAUUGGGACCUUUUCAGCCAUGAAUCUUCACUCAGGACUCAGGGAAUAUACAUUAACCAGUGCACUUAAGGAUAGCCGAUUUCCCCCCCUGACCCGCGAGGAGCUGCCCAAACUCUUCUGCUCUGUCUCCCUCCUCACUAACUUUGAGGAUGCCAGUGACUACCUGGACUGGGAGGUUGGGAUCCAUGGGAUCAGAAUAGAAUUCAUCAAUGAGAAAGGUGUCAAACGCACAGCCACGUAUUUACCUGAGGUUGCUAAGGAACAAGACUGGGAUCAGAUCCAGACCAUAGACUCCUUACUCAGGAAAGGUGGCUUUAAGGCUCCGAUUACCAAUGAUUUUAGGAAAACGAUUAAACUCACCAGGUACCGCAGUGAGAAGGUGACAAUCAGUUAUGCAGAAUACAUGGCUUCCCGUCAACAUUGUUUCCAGAAUGGCACUCUUCAUGCCCCUCCCCUCUACAAUCAUUACUCCUGACACACGGCUGCAUGACCAGUCCCACUCCCCAGUUGCUGCCAACGGCUAUGACAUCAUUGGGGCAGAUGCCUCCUCUUCCUGGUCCAGUUACUUCUACUACUGCACCAUUUUAUGAUGCUAGCUUCCGUUGCCAAGUCUGCCUUCCAGCUGACCUGGGGGGAGGAUGAGAGCAUGACAGAACUUCAGGGGCCCAAGCCUUAUCUCAGCCUUUCCUCCAAACGGGGGUUCAGUUGGAUUGGGGCUCCAUGCCUACGAACUGUCGUGAGGUGCAGAAGACCUCUGGGAGUGAAAGUGCCACUUUGGACUGAUCUGUUCUUGUGUGUUACCGACACUCCAGAAACUUGAGUUGUUUGUUAUACAAGCCCCCCAGAUCAAGUAGGAGCAUUCCCCUGGCAGCCUGGGCAACGGAGUCCAACAAAACAUUUUUUAGGUUCUUUUUAAUUUUUUUUUAACCUCUGGUAUCUGUUGUGUACCAAGAGCUGAUUGCAGUCCCCCCACGUCACAGGCGGACAUUAUGAUAUUGGGGAGGGUUGAACAUCUGGAUAGCACCCCAUCCUCACAGACAGAAAACAAAGAUGUGAAAACCUUUGGAUGGUAUUGCAGAUGAAUCCAUUAUUUAAAUAAACCCUAGAAGGCUUUAAUUAUCAGAUCCCACUGUAGGUUGGAUUCUCUAGAAAGCCUUUUGGUUUACAGUUUUCUGGGUCUUUAGACAGAGCUUUGUAAUGUAGCCUGCUAUGAAAUAGAAUGCUGUUAUGCCUGUAAGAGAGCAACAUGGCACAUGCUGUGUAUGUGAAGGACAAGGUACUUGAAUGUCCCUGGACAGUCUUCUCUGUUACGACCAAGUUUUGUGUCCAAACAUUUGUAACUGAGCCCGAUUGGAUUAGGGAUGGGGAGGGAUUUGCAGGGCAUUGACUGUAGUCAUACAAGUGAGACUAGUGACUGAAAUUUCUUUAACUUAAGCUAACAGUCUCGGGGACCUUCCUUUUGAUAGGACAGCCACUUUCUCUGGUGUGACUACUGAUCUUGAGAACUGUGAGUAUAUUCCAGUUUAUAGCAGGCCUAUGGAAUAGAGCUAUGUAGUUUCACUGGUAAGUUAUCUUACACAGUUUAGUCAUUACCACAUUAAGGCAAUGAGUGGGGAAACUAUUACCCAAACUGUGUGAAACUCACAUGCAUUCUGUAUUUCUUCUCCCAUCAUUGAUGAUUACAAGAAAUAAUCUCUUCUAAGAGGAAGACAAGUUAUCCAGUUGUUAUUCUGCAGCAUCAUUGAGGCAUGUCAUAAACUCUAAAUUAUGACAGUCUCUCAAUGAGGUCACUGGACUCCAAAAUAUAAUUGGAGGGGGCGUGGAGGGGGGUGUUUUGUUUUCCAAGUUUCUGGAGAGUCAACAAUGAUCAGGAAAGAAAAUACAGGUGCAUAGCAGAGUAAUGGCUAUUUGGUUGCAUAUAUAUUUAAAGCUUGCUUGUGUGUGGUAAUGACAGCUUUUAAAAUUGGCCAGUGUUUCAAGCCUGAAAUUCUCUCCUGGCAUGGCAGGGAACAGGGCUGGUAGAAAGCUCAGAACUGCACGCUGCUGCUCCUUCUGGUCCUAGAGAAGCAAACAGAAUUGUGCAGUUUUGCUACAUGUUGGUGUAAAGUCUUCCUGCUGGAGGAGAGAGACAUGAGGGAAAGGAGGGUGUCCUAUUCUGGAUAACGGUGCAAUAUCGACCCAGCUUUCCUCCUGUACUGGGUCAUUCUUAUCAAUUGCCACUUUUCCCUUGUGAUGUUGUUGAAAAGCAAUUAAAGAUUAAGGGUUUGUUUCAUGAUUUCCUGCUGCUGAGAAUAAAUUGGUCUUGUUACAAA